AAGGUUUUUGAUAGCUGUAUCCUGUUUUAUUUAUAUUUUCAUCAUUCUGCUGUGAGGAUAUUUUCACGAUUUUCACGAUUAUUACGAUUAUUACGAUUUAUUUCAAUUAUUACCACCUACCACCAAACCAGCCCACACAGACCAGCCCACACAGACCAGCCCACCGCCUUUAUCCAUCCCGAAAUUACGAACCUCUCCUUUUGACGACGAGUCUUGACGACGACAACGAGCUUUUCGAAUAUCAUACCUGACAACGAGGCCAAGGGAAACAUACAAAUACGAACAAAUACUCCCAUGGUCUGAUCUUCCAUCGAGCAAACCAACCCCCCCUCUCUCGGCGCCUUGCGCCAUCCGCUCUCUCCCUCAUCAUGUCCUCAGUCCAUAUCCUCUACGAUGCAGCAAACACCCUCUCCACCCGCGCCGAGCUCGGUGGCCCAGCCGAGUCCCGGCCGCCAAUCUACAAGACGAUCGGUAUCGUUCUCGCCAUCGCCUCAGGCUGCUUCAUCGGCGUCUCCUUCAUCUUCUCCAAGAUGGGCCUGCUCAAGGCGAACAAGAAGUACGACGAGAUCCCCGGCGAGGGCUACGGAUACCUCAAGAACGCAUGGUGGUGGGGCGGCAUGUCCCUCAUGAUCGUCGGCGAGAUCUGCAACUUCGUCGCAUACGCCUUCACCGAUGCGAUUCUCGUCGCCUCGAUGGGAGCGCUGAGCGUCGUCAUCAGUACUGUGCUGUCAGCCAUAUUCCUUAAAGAACGAUUGAGCGCUGUUGGGAUGGUGGGAUGCCUCCUCUGCAUCCUCGGCAGCGUCGUCAUCGCACUCAAUAUCCCGGCGUCGAGCUCCGUCACCAACAUCCAGGAGAUGCAGCACUUUGUUAUACAGCCGGGAAUCCUCGCCUACGGCGGCGUCGUGAUCGUGGGAUGCGUAUUCAUUGGGGUGUGGGUUGCGCCACGGUACGGGAACAAGACCGUGCUCGUAUACUUGUCUAUUUGCAGUCUGAUCGGAGGCCUGAGUGUCGUUGCUACCCAAGGGCUGGGUUCAGCGAUUCUGGCGCAGAUUGGCGGGCAGAAGCAGUUUAAUCAGUGGUUUUUGUAUGUGCUGUUUGCAUUUGUGGUGGUCACUUUGGUCACCGAGAUUAUCUAUUUAAAUAAAGCUCUCAAUAUCUUCAACGCGGCACUGGUCACGCCAACCUACUACGUCUACUUCACCAGCGCCACCAUCGUCACCUCCGCCAUCCUCUUCAAAGGCUUCGGCGGCACCCCCUCCCAAAUCAUCACCGUAAUCAUGGGCUUCCUCACCAUCUGCUCCGGCGUCGCCCUCCUCCAGCUCUCCAAAUCCGCCAAGGACGUCCCCGACGCCGCCGUCUUCUCCGGCAACCUCGACCAGAUCCGCACCAUCGCCGAGCAAGAGCAGCCCGAGUCCGAGCCCAAGGCUGACGCCAUCCGCGGCACCGCGGCAAUCAUCCGUCGCCUCUCCACCGCGCGCCAGAACAUGGAGCUGGCGGAGGCGCGUCGUCUUCAUGAUGAUAUGCAAUCUGAUCUCCAACCCGUCAGCGAGAAUGAGCAGAUUGAAUGGGAUGGAUUGAGGAGGAGGCGCACUACGUAUGGGAGCGCCCACCGCCCCUUCACACCCGCGUACACCGCAUCUCCCCACCCGCCACUAGGAAUGUCGCGUUUCCCCACCGACGAAGAACUCGCUGCCGAAGAACGCCCUACUACCGGCUCCCUCACACCAUCAUUCCUCGGCACGAUCCGUACGCGCGCGCGCAGCAUGGUCCCUGGCUCCAUCCGCCACGUCGACGACGCCGGCGCGCAGAGCCCUAUGCACCCCGUCGCCCUAACCUCCAUCGCCGUCCCGGGUUACUACGACACCACCGGUCUCGACGAGCAGAAAACCGCGUAUGACGGCCACGGCGGGAUCAGCGGCGAGCCGCACAUCCAAUUCGCGGAAGACCCUCGCGGCGGGAGCGGGAGCGGCCACCUAGCGGCUGAGCGCCCACCGCAGAGCGCGAGGAGGCAGUUUAGUUUCCAGAACGUGUUCCGCAAGGGCAACGCCACGCCGACGAUUGAGGAUAUGUCUGACCGCGAGAUACGGGCUCGAGAGCGCGAGAAGGAACGCGAAUUAGCGGGUCAUAAGAACAGACCGGGGCUGGGAAGUCGGGGGACGAGUCAUAGUGUGAAGAAAUCGGCGGGAGGGGCGUCGGAGGAGGAGAGGGCGGGGUUGGUGAGGCCGAGGGUCGACAGUGGGAGUGAUGUCACGAGAAGCUUUCCGGAGUAUGAAGAAGAAGAAGGGUGGGAGGCGGGGAGGGAGAAGCCGCCGCCGGUGCCGAAGCAUGGGGCGGGGGAAGGGGGGUAUGAGGCUAUAAGGGGGGGUGGGAGGGGAGGGGGAGGCGGUGGUGGUGGGAGGGGGAGGAGGGGGACGGAUGGGAGUGAGAGUCCGCCGUUGCCGCCGUUUGAGAAAGGGGGGGGGAAGGGUGUUUAUUUGAGGGGGUUGGAUGGUUGA
Pseudogymnoascus destructans is the source of this 2495-nucleotide messenger RNA. RefSeq lists its product as uncharacterized. The coding region runs from base 369 to 2495 and encodes 708 amino acids. The record is from RefSeq and is a predicted model, not a curated record. The transcript has 2 exons. NCBI's taxonomy places the organism in Eukaryota, Fungi, Ascomycota, Leotiomycetes, Thelebolales, Thelebolaceae. Gene Ontology annotation, biological process: magnesium ion transport. Gene Ontology annotation, cellular component: membrane. Gene Ontology annotation, molecular function: magnesium ion transmembrane transporter activity.